AUGGCAACAAAGAAGAAGAAAAAGGGCAAUAAGAAGAAUGAAUGGUCGGAAGAUCUGGAUGUCAAAGCAGCGGAACUGAAACUAUCGUCCGGCUCCGAGACUGAUGACGACAGUAAAAGAAUUAGUGAAGAAUCAAUGGUACCCACCUAUGGGAAAGGGAAAAGCGGAGCAUUCAUUAUGCUUGCUGGAUAUAAUUCUGAUGAUGAUGACGCAGAGAAGGAAGGAAGCAUUAGUGAAAAUUCUGACAAGACAGAGGAAGUUGGCAAAAACAAGCAAGAAAAAAGGACGAUGAACGAGACGAAUAAACCUAAUGAGGCAAAAGGAUUGUCUAAGCAACAAACAACAAAAUUAAAGGAAGAGAGAAAAAGGAAGGAAAAAAAAAGCAACAAGGGUUUGAAAGAAGAUGAGGAUUUGGAUGCUUUACUUGCGGAUCUCGAGAAACCAAUAGAAAAAGUGUCAAAAGAAGGGAAAAAAAAAGGAGCAACUUCUGGCGUCCUUUAUAUAACAGAAGUGCAAACUCAUAAAGAUUUAAAAAUAUCUUCAACUACUGAAAAUAUUACAGUUGAUGCUGACAAGGCUGAAGAAAUAGCCAUUGUAGCAGAUGAUGGCGGAGAUGUCAUGGCCAAGAAAAAAGAUAAAAAAAAAAGAAAAAAGGUCAAUUUUAUUAAAGAAAUAUUACGUAGAAGACAAGAGGAAGAAGAGAGAGUACUAAAGCAGCAGAAGGAAGAAGAGGAGAGAUUGAUUGCACAACAGAAAGCGAGGGAAGAAGAAGAACGACUGGCCAGGGAAAAGAAGCAACGUGAGAAACAGAAGAAAAAAGAACGUGAUGAAAAGCUGAAGGCGGAGGGAAAAUAUCUGACACCAGCACAAAAGGAGAAGCUGAGGAGACAACAAGCAUUAUUAGCUAAUUCAAAUAUCAUACUCCCAAGUGUGCUGAGACGAGAAAAUGAUGAGGCACCAGUGAAACGUCCUGUAUAUGGGAAGAGGAAGCAAAAAAAAGAGCUGAAACAAGACGACGAAGAGGUAAAAUCCUCAGAAUAUCGUGAGGUGGUGAAACCGCAAGAUGAAGAGAUAAUUAGUUCGUGGGAUACGAUAGAUGAGGUUAUUGACGACUGGGAAAAUAUACAUGGGGAGGAACAAGAAGAAGUGACAUCAUGUGUUAUAGAACAGGUUCUGCGAGCGGCUACUCCUGCAAAAGAUGGGAUAGUUUCGGUGAAGGUUGAGUCAAAACAAUUCGUUGAAGAAACGGAACGCUCCGAUUCCUCGGAAGAAUCCGAUGAAGAAGACGAGGAAGAAACCAGUGAUGAUGAGCAAGAAAGUCGGGAAAGCAAAGAGCAAUUGAAAGAGAAAGUUCGAGCACGUUUGAAGAAGCGGCGUGAGCAAGCUGAAGCUAAACGCUCAACGAAUAAUUUGCGAUCACCAGUUAUCUGUGUGCUUGGACAUGUCGAUACAGGAAAAACAAAAAUGUUGGAUACGAUACGACGCACAAAUGUACAAGAUGGAGAAGCUGGUGGAAUAACGCAACAAAUCGGUGCUACACAAGUGCCGGCUGCUGCAAUUAUUGAACGUACUAAAAUGGUUCGAGAUUUCAUCGGUCAUGAAAUGAAAAUCCCUGGACUCUUGAUAAUUGACACUCCUGGUCAUGAAAGUUUCUCAAACUUACGAUCUCGUGGUUCUUCAUUAUGUGAUUAUGCAAUUUUGGUUGUUGAUUUAAUGCAUGGGCUUGAACAACAGACACUCGAGUCGUUUAAUUUAUUGAGAAAAAGACAAACUCCUUUUGUGAUAGCACUGAACAAAAUCGAUCGUUUGUACGAUUACGAAUCAAAUCCACGAAAAGAUAUUUAUCAACAUUUAAAGUCACAACCGCUCAAUACUCAACUACAAUUCAAAGAACUUAAAGAUAAAGUUGUGUUACAAUUCGCUGAGCAGGGAGUAAACGUUGUUAUGGCAAACGAAAAUCGAGAUUUAAACGAAUAUAUUAGCAUGGUUCCGACAUCUGCAUUUCUUGGUGAUGGUAUUGGUAAUAUUAUGGCACAUAUUGUUAGUGAUUCACAGAACAGGCUAGCUGAAAAGUUAGCAUAUUGCGAAGAGCUUGACUGUACGGUCAUGGAGGUCAAAUCUCUUCCUGGAUUAGGAACUACAAUAGAUGUCAUAUUGGUCAAUGGCUCGUUAAGGGUCGGUGAUGUUAUCGUUCUUACGGGUACCGAUGGGGCCAUCAUCACUCAGAUUCGUGAGCUGUUGAUGCCGCAACCUUUGAAAGAGUUGAGAGUUAAGAAUGCAUAUGAGCAUUAUCAAAUGAUAAAAGGUGCACAAGGAAUUAAAAUACUUGCAAAGAAUUUGGAAAAAGCGCUUGCUGGCUUACCAAUAUUUGUUGCAAACCGGGAAGAUGAACUUCUCGUACUCAAGGAGGAUUGUGAAGCACAGUUAUCCAAGGCUCUUAUGGCUAUCAAGAAGAAACCUGAGGGAGUGUACGUUCAGGCUAGUACACUGGGCUCAUUAGAAGCUUUGUUGGAGUUCCUGAGGACACAAAAAAUACCUUAUUCGAACGUCAAUAUUGGGCCAGUACAUAAAAAAGAUGUGCAGAAAGCAGCAGCAAUGUUGGAAAGGAAGGAAGAGUAUGCCUGCAUACUUGCAUUCGAUGUUCGUGUUGACCGCGAGGUAGAACAGUUUGCAGCUACUGAGGGUGUUCGCAUUUUUUCUGCUGACAUUAUAUAUCACUUGGAGGAUAGUUUCUUGAAAUACAGAGAAGAGCUGAAACUUAAACGCCGACGGCAGAACGAACAUUUGGCAGUUUUUCCAUGCAAAUUGAGAAUUCUUCCGCAACACAUAUUUAAUGCCCGUAAUCCCAUUGUAAUUGGUGUAUCUGUUGAUGCUGGUCAACUCAAGCGAGGUGUUCCAUUGUGUGUUCCUUCUAAAGACUCUAUCUUCAUCGGUACCGUAUCAAGUAUUGAGCGAAAUCAUGAGCAAGUGGAAAUAGCUCGUACGGGGGAAGAAGUUUGCAUAAAAAUAGAAAAUACAACUGGUGAAGCGCCAAAACUUUAUGGAAGGCAUUUCACGCAUCAGGAUACAUUAGUCAGUCGGAUAACGCGUGAAACAAUAGAUGUUUGCAAAGCACAUUUUCGAAAUGAUUUAUCAAAGGCGGAUUGGCAAUUAGUUGUUCAGCUGAAGAAAGUUCUUGAUAUAAUAUGA
Molecule: messenger RNA, 3189 nt
Organism: Loa loa (African eye worm)
Lineage: Eukaryota; Metazoa; Nematoda; Chromadorea; Rhabditida; Onchocercidae
Product: elongation factor Tu GTP binding domain-containing protein
Exons: 23
Coding region: 1-3189 (1062 amino acids)
Molecular function (GO): GTP binding; translation initiation factor activity; GTPase activity
Source: RefSeq, a predicted model, not a curated record